Molecule: messenger RNA, 1024 nt
Organism: Mirounga angustirostris (Northern elephant seal)
Lineage: Eukaryota; Metazoa; Chordata; Mammalia; Carnivora; Phocidae
Gene: HESX1
Product: HESX homeobox 1
Exons: 4
Coding region: 124-681 (185 amino acids)
Biological process (GO): regulation of transcription by RNA polymerase II; pituitary gland development; forebrain development
Cellular component (GO): nucleus
Molecular function (GO): RNA polymerase II cis-regulatory region sequence-specific DNA binding; DNA-binding transcription repressor activity, RNA polymerase II-specific
Source: RefSeq, a predicted model, not a curated record
AGCCCCCUUGUCUGUGGAGCCAAAAGGUGAACUGCAGGAAGAUCCCAGCCCUGUACACAUGGGGUAGAGCCAGCCAGGAGGCAGGAGAGGCCAGAGCUGUCGUUCUGGGCAGCCCACUCGAGGAUGGCUCCCAGUCUUCCGGAAAGUGCUCGGCUUGGGGAAAGCAAACCCUCGCCUUGCUCCUUUUCAAUUGAGAGCAUUUUAGGAUUGGACCAGAAGAAAGACUGUGUUCCUUCAGUGAAACACCACAGACCGUGGGCAGACACCUGCAGCUCCUCAGGGAAAGAUGUUAACCUAUGUGUGCAUAUCCCGAGCCUUUCUAAUGGGGUCUCAUUCCCUUGUACUGUGGAUCACCCAGUACCAGAAGAAAGAUUUUUGAAAUACGAAAAUUACUUUUCAGCCUCAGAAGGACUGUCUUUGAAAAGAGAACUGAGUUGGUAUAGAGGCCGGAGACCCAGAACUGCUUUUACUCAAAACCAGAUUGAAGUGUUGGAAAACGUCUUUAGAGUUAACUGCUACCCGGGCAUUGAUAUCAGAGAAGACUUAGCUCGAAAAUUGAAUCUAGAGGAAGACAGAAUCCAGAUCUGGUUCCAAAAUCGGCGUGCAAAGCUGAAAAGGUCCCAUAGAGAAUCACAGUUUCUAAUGGCGAAAAAAAAUUUCAACACAAAUCUCCUGGAAUAGAUAGAAACUAAAUACGUGAGAUUAUCUUACAAUUGCAGAACAUGAAGAAUCAAUGGAAAUAUCAAGUGUUAAAAACAUGUUUUCUUUUCUGCAUUUAAUCUAAGUGUUGUCAUUUUUUCCCUAAAAUAUAUUGUAAAUAUUUACUGUUAUAAUAUGGUACCUAUUAUACUUGGCACUUUUAGUUACAAUAAAGGCCUUUCCUAUAUAUUUUAACAAAAUUUUCAUAAAAAGCCAGCUAUUUUUUAAGUGAGCAAAUUUAAUCUAAUUAAUUAGUUCGUUAAAACUCAUGACUAGGUGAUUCCACAAGCUGGAUUCAAUUUGCAAAAUAAUUCAAGUAAAAUAA